UGCUCAAAGUUCAUCAGCCAUCAGCUUCGCAGGUGCCUCAGCUAGCACGUGAGCUGCAAUCAUGAGUUCCGAUGCAGAAAUGGCAGUAUUUGGGCCUGCUGCCCCCUUUCUCAGAAAAUCUGAGAAGGAAAGAAUUGAAGCCCAGAAUCGUCCAUUUGAUGCAAAGACAUCAACAUUUGUUGCAGUUGACAAAGAAGCUUAUGUUAAGGGAACGCUCGUAAGCAAGGAAGGUGGCAAAGCUACCGUUAAAACAGAAGAUGGAAGAAAUGUAACAGUUAAAGAUGAUCAAAUAUUUCCUAUGAACCCUCCCAAGUUUGAUAAAAUUGAAGACAUGGCCAUGAUGACUCACCUCCAUGAACCAGCUGUAUUGUAUAACCUCAAAGAGCGUUAUGCAGCCUGGAUGAUAUAUACCUAUUCAGGCCUUUUCUGUGUCACUGUUAACCCCUACAAAUGGUUACCAGUGUAUAACCCAGAAGUGGUUGCUGGGUACAGAGGAAAAAAGCGUCAGGAAGCUCCUCCCCACAUCUUCUCCAUCUCUGACAAUGCAUAUCAGUUCAUGUUAACUGAUCGUGAAAACCAAUCAAUCCUAAUCACUGGAGAAUCUGGUGCGGGGAAGACUGUCAACACAAAACGUGUCAUCCAAUAUUUUGCAACAAUUGCGGCUCUGGGUGACAAGAAGAAAGAAGCUGAGACUUCAAAUAAGGGAACCCUGGAAGAUCAAAUCAUCCAGGCUAACCCACUGCUGGAAGCAUUUGGUAAUGCCAAGACGGUUAGGAAUGACAACUCAUCCCGUUUUGGUAAAUUUAUUCGAAUCCACUUUGGAACCACAGGAAAACUGGCUUCUGCUGAUAUUGAAGCCUACCUUCUGGAAAAAUCCAGAGUAACAUUCCAGCUGUCUGCAGAGAGAUGCUACCACAUCUUCUACCAGAUCAUGAGUAAUAAGAGGCCAGAACUCAUUGAGAUGCUUCUGAUUUCCACUAACCCUUAUGACUACCCAUACGUGAGUCAGGGUGAGAUUACGGUGCCAAGUAUUGAUGACGCAGAGGAGCUGAUGGCAACAGAUGGUGCAAUUGACAUCUUAGGUUUCACCCCAGAUGAGAAAGUUGGCAUCUACAAACUGACAGGUGCAGUGAUGCAUUAUGGGAACAUGAGGUUUAAGCAAAAACAGCGAGAAGAGCAGGCUGAGCCUGAUGGAGCUGAAGUGGCUGACAAAGCUGCUUACCUGAUGGGUCUAAACUCUUCAGACUUGCUCAAAGCAUUGUGCUACCCAAGAGUGAAGGUUGGAAAUGAAUAUGUAACCAAAGGUCAGACUGUCCAACAGGUGUACAACUCUGUUGGUGCCCUCAGUAAAUCUGUUUAUGAGAAGAUGUUCUUCUGGAUGGUUUACCGUAUCAACCAGCAGCUGGAUACAAAACAACAGAGACAGUACUUCAUUGGUGUCCUGGAUAUUGCUGGGUUUGAAAUUUUUGAUUUCAACACCCUGGAACAGCUCAUGAUCAACUUUACCAAUGAAAAGCUGCAACAGUUUUUCAACCACCACAUGUUUGUACUGGAGCAAGAAGAGUACAAGAAGGAAGGAAUUGAAUGGGAAUUCAUUGACUUUGGCAUGGACCUGGCUGCUUGUAUUGAGCUAAUAGAGAAGCCUAUGGGUAUUUUCUCAAUCCUUGAAGAGGAAUGCAUGUUCCCCAAAGCUUCUGACCAAACCUUUAAAAGCAAAUUAUAUGACCAACAUCUUGGCAAAUCAAACAAUUUCCAGAAACCAAAACCUACUAAGGGGAAGGCAGAGGCUCACUUCUCAUUGGUACAUUAUGCUGGUGUUGUGGAUUACAACAUCAGUGGGUGGUUGGAUAAGAACAAGGACCCCCUGAAUGAGACCGUCGUCGGCCUGUACCAGAAAUCAUCACUGAAACUGCUGGCCUUCCUUUAUGCUUCAUACUCUGGUGGUGACGGUGGUGACUCUGGUGGUAAGAAGGGAGGUAAGAAGAAGGGUGCUUCCUUCCAGACAGUUUCUGCACUAUUUAGAGAGAAUCUGAACAAGCUGAUGACAAACUUAAGAAGCACUCAUCCUCACUUUGUAAGGUGCCUCAUUCCCAAUGAGACAAAGACACCAGGGGCCAUGGACCACCAUCUAGUCCUGCAUCAGCUGAGAUGUAACGGUGUGCUGGAGGGCAUUAGGAUUUGUAGGAAAGGAUUCCCAAGCCGAAUCUUAUAUGGUGACUUCAAACAGAGAUACAAGGUGUUAAAUGCCAGUGCAAUCCCUGAAGGACAGUUUAUUGACAGCAAGAAAGCAAGUGAAAAGCUACUGGGUUCCAUUGAUGUUGACCACACCCAGUACAAAUUUGGGCACACUAAGGUGUUUUUCAAAGCCGGCCUUCUGGGUACUCUAGAAGAGAUGCGAGAUGAGAAACUAGCUCAACUUAUGACCCGUCUUCAAGCUCUUUGUAGGGGAUACCUGAUGAGAGUAGAAUUCCAAAAAAUGAUGGAGAGAAGGGAGUCUAUCUUUGCUAUACAGUACAACAUUCGUUCAUUCAUGAAUGUAAAAACAUGGCCUUGGAUGAAACUGUUUUUUAAGAUUAAACCUCUGCUGAGGAGUGCAGAAGCCGAAAAGGAGAUGCAAAACAUCAAAGAGGAGUUUGAAAAGACCAAGGUGGGGCUUGCUAAAUCUGAAGCAAAAAGAAAAGAACUUGAAGAGAAAAUGAUUGCCCUCCUACAAGAAAAGAAUGACCUCGCCUUACAAGUGCAGUCAGAAGCAGAAACUCUUGCUGAUGCUGAGGAGAGAUGUGAGGGACUCAUUAAAAACAAAAUACAACUUGAGGCCAAACUGAAAGAGGCAAUGGAGAGGCUUGAAGAUGAGGAAGAAUCAAAUGCAGAACUAACAGCGAAGAAAAGGAAGCUGGAAGAUGAGUGCUCCGAGCUAAAGAAAGAUAUUGAUGAUAUGGAACUUACCCUGGCAAAAGUGGAGAAGGAAAAGCAUGCCACUGAAAACAAGGUUAAAAACCUCACUGAAGAAAUGACCUCACUAGAGGAAACUAUUGCUAAACUGACAAAGGAGAAGAAAGCCCUUCAGGAAGCCCAUCAGCAAACACUGGAUGAUCUACAAGCAGAAGAGGACAAAGUCAAUACUCUGACCAAGGCCAAAUCCAAACUGGAGCAGCAAGUAGAUGAUCUUGAAGGGUCCCUGGAACAAGAAAAGAAGCUUCGCAUGGACCUGGAAAGAGCAAAAAGAAAACUUGAAGGUGACUUUAAGUUGGCUCAAGAAACUAUGAUGGAUUUAGAAAAUGACAAACAGCAGCAAGAAGAAAAACUAAAGAAGAAAGAAUUUGAGAUCAGUCAGUUGCAGAGCAAAAUAGAAGAUGAACAAGCCCUUGGUUCUCAGCUACAAAAGAAGAUUAAAGAACUUCAGGCACGUAUUGAAGAACUUGAAGAAGAAAUAGAAGCAGAACGUGCAGCUCGUGCAAAAACUGAAAAGCAAAGAGCUGAUCUGGCUAGAGAGCUGGAGGAGAUCAGUGAGCGACUAGAGGAAGCUGGUGGAGCAACAUCAGUCCAGAUUGAAAUGAACAAGAAACGGGAAGCAGAAUUCCAGAAACUGCGUCGGGAUCUUGAGGAGGCUACCUUGCAGCAUGAAGCUACAGCUGCUGUUCUUCGGAAGAAACAUGCUGACAGUGUUGCAGAGCUUGGGGAGCAAGUCGACAACCUGCAGCGUGUUAAGCAGAAACUGGAGAAGGAAAAGAGUGAACUGAAGAUGGAAAUUGACGAUUUAGCAAGUAACAUGGAAUCUGUUUCAAAAGCAAAGGCAAAUCUUGAGAAGUUGUGCCAUACAGUGGAAGAUCAGUACAAUGAAUCAAAAACAAAGAAUGAAGAAAACCAACGUUUGAUUAAUGACAUGAAUGUUCAAAGAGCUCGACUACACACAGAGAACGGGGAACUUACUCGGCAAGUGGAAGAGAAAGAUUCCCUGAUUUCCCAGCUUACAAGAGGCAAGCAAGCUUUCACUCAGCAAGCUGAGGAACUGAAGAGGCAGCUUGAAGAAGAAGUUAAGGCUAAGAAUGCCUUGGCUCAUGCCUUGCAAUCUGCCCGCCAUGACUGUGACCUGCUCCGGGAACAGUAUGAAGAGGAACAGGAAGCUAAGGCUGAACUUCAGCGAUCAUUGUCUAAGGCCAAUGGUGAGGUCGCUCAGUGGAGAACAAAAUAUGAAACAGAUGCCAUUCAGAGGACAGAAGAACUUGAGGAGGCAAAGAAAAAACUUGCUCAACGUCUACAAGAAGCUGAAGAACAAAUUGAGGCUGUAAAUUCCAAGUGUGCUUCACUAGAGAAGACAAAAGUGAGGCUACAAGGAGAAGUUGAGGAUCUUAUGCUUGAUGUAGAAAGAGCAAAUUCAGCUGCUGCUGCCCUGGACAAGAAGCAAAGGAACUUUGAUAAGGUUCUUGCAGAAUGGAAACAGAAAUAUGAGGAGAGUCAGGCAGAGUUAGAUGCAGCCCUAAAAGAGUCACGUUCUAUUGGUACUGAGCUCUUUAAGGUGAAGAAUGCCUAUGAAGAAUCUUUGGAUCAGCUUGAAACUCUGAGACGAGAAAACAAGAAUCUGCAACAGGAGAUAUCUGAUUUAACUGAGCAGAUUGGAGAAUCUGGCAAAUGUAUCCAUGAACUAGAAAAAGCCAAAAAGCAGGUUGAGCAAGAAAAAUGUGAUAUUCAAGGUGCAUUAGAAGAAGCUGAGGCAUCUUUGGAACAUGAAGAGGCUAAAAUUCUACGAGUUCAGCUUGAAUUAAAUCAGGUGAAAUCAGAAGUAGACAGACGAAUUGCAGAGAAGGAUGAAGAAAUUGACCAAAUGAAGAGAAAUCACCAGCGAAUUGUAGAAGCUAUGCAGAGCUCACUAGAUGCUGAGGUCAGAAGCAGGAAUGAUGCCCUGAGACUGAAGAAGAAAAUGGAAGGUGAUCUGAAUGAAAUGGAAAUUCAGCUGAGCCAUGCAAACCGUCAGGCAGCAGAAGCACAGAAACAACUUAGAAAUGUGCAGGGUCAGCUCAAGGAUGCACAACUGCAUUUGGAUGAUGCUCUUAGAAGUGCAGAUGAUCUGAAGGAGCAACUUGCCAUGGUAGAACGCAGGAAUACCCUCAUGCAGGCUGAGAUAGAAGAAAUAAGAGCUGCCUUAGAACAGACAGAAAGGGCCCGUAAAGUAGCAGAACAAGAGCUCCUGGACUCUACUGAGAGGUCACAGCUUCUGCACUCUCAGAACACCAGUCUACUGGCUACUAAGAAGAAACUAGAAAGUGAUGUUGCGCAACUUCAAAGUGAAGUAGAUGAGGCAAUCCAAGAAGCAAGAAAUGCAGAAGAAAAGGCCAAAAAAGCCAUCACAGAUGCAGCUAUGAUGGCUGAGGAGCUGAAGAAGGAACAGGACACCAGUGCCCAUCUGGAGAGGAUGAAGAAGAACCUGGACCAGACAAUCAAGGACCUGCAACAUCGUCUGGAUGAAGCAGAGCAGUUAGCAAUGAAGGGUGGAAAGAAGCAGCUCCAGAAACUGGAAGCUCGGGUGCGGGAACUUGAAAACGAACUUGACGCAGAGCAGAAGCGUGGUGCAGAUGGUAUAAAAGCAUUCCGCAAGUAUGAGCGAAGAGUCAAGGAACUGACAUACCAAACUGAGGAAGAUAAGAAGAAUAUUCUAAGACUGCAAGACCUGGUAGACAAACUGCAACUCAAAGUUAAGGCCUACAAGAGACAGGCUGAAGAAGCUGAAGAGCAGGCAAAUACCAAUCUGUCCAGAUUCAGGAAGGUUCAACAUGAUCUCGAGGAAGCAGAGGAACGGGCUGACAUUGCUGAAUCCCAGGUUAACAAACUCAGGGCAAAGAGCCGUGAUCUUGGUGUAAAGAAAGGAGAAAAUGAAUGAAGAAGAAGAAGAAAACUUUAAAUGAACACUUACAGAAAGUUCAUAAAAUAUGAAUUUUGCUGUGCGUUUUUUGAUUUUAUGCAGAAAUAUCUGUAAAUAAAUAAAGUAUGAACCAUGA
This is a messenger RNA of Protopterus annectens (West African lungfish), 5993 nucleotides long. RefSeq names its product myosin-4-like. NCBI's taxonomy places the organism in Eukaryota, Metazoa, Chordata, Ceratodontiformes, Protopteridae. Gene Ontology annotation, molecular function: ATP binding; actin filament binding; cytoskeletal motor activity. Gene Ontology annotation, cellular component: myosin complex. The transcript is spliced from 40 exons. The record is from RefSeq and is a predicted model, not a curated record. Bases 62 to 5875 code for a protein of 1937 amino acids.